CAAUAAUUAGUCUUAAUCUUAAGUAGUACUCAUAUAUUGUCUUUUGCAAAGCGCGCUCUCUUUCUCUCUCUCCAAUUCAAAAAUCACUAACUUUCUCAAUUACAUCUCGUUUCUUCACAACCCUAAUCUACCCUCUUCUUUAGUUCGAUUCCACCAUUAAUUUGCUUACUACCCAAAUUAAACGAACUCAAUCUUGAUUGAUAUUUUCUUCCUUUUUCAUGAUUGUCAUUUGAGGGUUACUCCUGCAAGCCUUGACUUUGCACUGGGUUCGAUUACUUUUCCAAUUUUAGUUCAAGGCUUCAUCUGGGUGUUGGUAAAGAAUUCAACUUUAAUUGUGUUCUUUUUUAGAUUAUGAAGAACCAAGACGAUUUAGGUUUACCCGGAUCUGAUUCUAAGGCGGUUAAAGGGAAGCGAAUUUGUUAUGAAUUGGGUCAGAAACAAGAAAGUGCUUCUAAGCGGAUUAAAAUUAGAGAUCUUGAUUCUGUUUUGAAGUCUCAAGAAACGAGCACCCAUCAUGUAAAAGUCAGACAAGCUUGUGACCAAUUUCAGUUGGGUGAAAAAAUAGCACAAAUUACCAACGUUCCUAUAACCGUGGACAUGGCUGCUUCUCAACUAGAAGCAAGUGGGAGGACCGUGUUAGCGGUUGAGGUCAAUCCUAGCAAUAGGUCGCUGGAUCUCAAUAGUGAAGCUUGUAUUGCUACUAUUUCAUCUGGUGAUGGUAGUUCAGAACGCACUGAGAACUGUGACAAAGUUCCCUCGCUCAUUAAGCGUGGUAGAAAACCUGACGAGAAAUGUGUGCCGUCUGGGGGGAUUGAAUUGGAUCUAAAUGAAGAAGAUGUUACUAGCUCUGUGAACCAGGAUUUUCCAUUUACUGGCAAAAAUCUUGACCAGUUGAAGUUGAAAAGGGACCUUUCUGAAUGUGGUAGUACAACAGGUCCACUGGAGGUGAAAGAUCCUUUGGAACUUUGGACAGAGAUGAAGCAAAAUGGUUUUCUCUCAUCUUCUCAUGGGGGCAUUUCGUUUCAAACUGGUCUAUUCUCAUCUUCACAUGGAGGGAUACCAAUGCCAAAACAACGUGGAAGGAAAAGCAGAAAUGAUGUUCUUAAGAAAAAGAUGGAGAUUGCAAAACAAGAACAAGUUGAUAGAUUCACAAAAAUUGCUGCACCGAGUGGACUUUUAAAUGGAUUGAACCCUGGAAUUAUAAAUCAUGUAAGGAACAAAAAGCAAGUUCAUUCGAUUAUAGAGGCCUUAGUUAGGUCUGAAAAGGAUCAGAACACUCAUGUUGAAACCAAACAAGAAAGCCGUUUGAAAACUGAAACACAAGAAAUGAGAAAUAUGAUUGAUUCUGGAUUACAUCGACUCGGUGUUUCUCAAGGAAGUGGGUGUUCAGCUAUUUUAUCUGGGAGCAAGCAAAUUGGAGGGUAUAGUUUAAUAAGCGGAGAGGGUGACUUCAGCAUGAUAGACAAGAUGUAUGGUAGAAAUUCUAUCUCACACUCUACUGCUGUCAUCGAUGGUGAUAUUUCAGCACUGAAGUUAUCAACAUCAACCAACGCACUAGAGGAGUUUAGCAUUGUUCCUAACGAGGAUUCAACAAAUGGAAAUAGCAUUUCUUCUCUUUCAGUGAGAGCCGCUAGUGUUGCUUCUCAAUGGCUAGAACUUCUUCAUCAAGACAUUAAAGGACGCCUCUCAGCCUUGCGGCGGAGUAAAAAGAGAGUCCGAGCUGUAAUCACAACAGAAUUGCCCUUCUUACUAUCAAAAGAAUUUCCAUCCAACCAAGAGAAUGAUCCCCAUAUUAUGACAAACUCAUCUGAAGGACUCUCUAAUAACACAAUAUCGGCCAUGCAUCAAGCAAGAUGGACCACAUUUUUUGAUCAGAUGGAUAAAGCACUCUCUGAAGAAGAGAAACAACUUGAAAGUUGGUUAAACCAAGUAAAAGAAAUGCAACUACAUUGUGAUCAGGGGCUGCAAAACUUCAAUUGGAAUGCGAUGUUUGGUUUUCAACAGCAUGAAACAUCAGAAACUUACACCAGAAUUGGGAAAGCAGACAAUGCCGAGAAGGAAUUGGCGGUUAGAGCAGCUGCAGCUUCCAUCUAUUCAACCUGCAGUCUAUUGAUUAAAAAGGAGAAUGUAUCUUGCUUUUGAUUUCCAUGUCAAAAUGAGUCCAUAAUAUUGCUGUGACCCUUCUUCAGUUCAUCUUAUUUUGAUGGAUCCCCCAAUUCUAAACCUUGAAAAGUCCUUGUGCAAUGUCCACUGAUCAGGUCCUUCCAUUUUACACAGCUUAGCAUUUGUAACAUUAGAAUUUUAGAUUUUUCAACUUUUUUCCUUAUUAAAAGUUUUUUCCAACAUCUCUAAAAGUGACAGACUGACUAAUUGCUAGAUCUGUAAGCAUAAUUUGAGUGGUGGGAGAAUCUGAGAAUUCAGAUUGUUUCAUGUAUUUCUUCCUUAUAAUUCAUUGAUUUACUGAUGGUAUUUAA
This is a messenger RNA of Mercurialis annua (annual mercury), 2474 nucleotides long. RefSeq lists its product as uncharacterized. The record is from RefSeq and is a predicted model, not a curated record. Lineage: Eukaryota; Viridiplantae; Streptophyta; Magnoliopsida; Malpighiales; Euphorbiaceae. The transcript is spliced from 7 exons. Bases 352 to 2142 code for a protein of 596 amino acids.